Molecule: messenger RNA, 2584 nt
Organism: Porites evermanni
Lineage: Eukaryota; Metazoa; Cnidaria; Anthozoa; Scleractinia; Poritidae
Source: the annotation of a GenBank genome assembly
AUGUUUCAAAAGAUUCGGGAAUGGAUUUCUCUGAAAAACUACCAGUACCAGGUCACAACGGGAAUCUACAUGCUUGAGCCUUGGGAAAGAACAAUAUUCAGUAUCCUUUUAGGUGAAUUUUAUGAGAAAUGCACUUAGAUUUGGCAUUAUAAACACAUAAAAGUAUGCCUUAGGGGAGGCUGUUGCAACCUGCGCAAACAUAUAAGCCGACUCUGCCGAAAAAUCCCGGAGACCGCCAGAUUGAGGGCGAAAGGAUAAGGGGGGCGUCUAAGCCUUUCUGAAAUUUAGCUCCUAAAAUAUGAAAAAAGUGCAAAUGUUGAUGUAGUAUUUUAAAAAGUAUUUUCCGGUAAGUUGCUUAAAUUGCUAAAUCAACUGCGACGAUCAUGUCUUCAUUUAAAAUAUUGUAUAUUUCCUUGGUCACAUCUUUUUCAUUUCAUUUUCCAUUCCUUUCACUGGUAAACAGGGACUCAACAAAUUGGCCUGCUUCUAAUGUCCGGGCCUUCAUGGUAGAGGACGGCAGCUCUACUUUUAUUAAAAUGUAAACACCAUGGGUGCAAAUUCUAAAAUUCCUUUUGGGUUACUUUGUUAUUGCUUAAAAUGCUAAUCAAUGCGACGAUCAUGUCUUCAUUGAAAAAUUUGUAUCCUAAUUUCUGUUCAACCACAGCAAAAAUAAUUUGGAGACUUGGUUGCUUUGUACUAUACAGGCCAUUUCUGAGUUCUAAAAACUCUCAAUUACAAAAUGAGUGAAAAUGAGUUGUAUUUGGAUGACAUUGAAAAAAUCAGUUUCAUGUCAAUGGCUUUGCACUUAGCCUUGCAUUGAAACAGAGGCUUGGAGCAACUCUGAAAUGGCCUAGGGAGGUUGGGGUAGGUUGGCAAUGGUAGAGGGGUGGAUAGUGCAAAAGUCUCCAUUUUCAGAACUCUGGAAGUUGGCAUCACUGUGAUUAUCUAACAAGAAAAUAAUGUUUGUCUCACAAACACAAAACACAAAAUAUUUAUCAGUUAAAAUUAUAGACUACGAGUAGUCCGCCAUUUUUCCUCAGGGAUAGUAGAGCGUGCGAAACGCGAGCACGCGUGAAAAUCACCCCACGCAAGAAAAGGCAACACGCGGCGGGGAGAGAGAAAAAUGAGGGACUACAGACAAAGCCCAAGCUUUUGACCCUUCACGGCCGACUGAUUUUGGAGUGUGAAGUUCGUAUCUUCUUCCAAAUCAAUUAAGCACACCCAAUGGGAUUCCUUCCCUUAUUGAGCUGUCAUUGCUCUUGACAUCGGUAAACUGCAGGGGAUAUUUAUUGCAAGCAAAAGAAAACCCAGAUACUAAUUUUCUUCACGGCUGUUUGGCAUGAAGAACUUGAUAGUGUAGGCAACACACGACUUUUACUCAUGCCAAAAUGCUGCUUGUUCCAAUGAAUUUUUUUCUCUGACGGGUAGAUUAUGCUCUGGAGGACAACGUUUUGACUAGGCAAAUGUGAUUUUUGCCGCUUAUUUCAUACUGAGAGGUCGUGACACGCAUAUUAAUUUUCUGCGGUUAUUGUUUAUGGUCGGCAUGAUUUGCCCUCUGAUGCAAGAGCAUUUUCUUUGACCUAUUUUGAAAAGUAAAGCUCUUCAAUGCUGCUUAAUAAGGGUUUUGGGUUGUUUGAUUUCUCCGGCGAUUGCCUCCUGGAUCUGAAUAAUUUUAAGCCAUUUUCGUUUUGGCUGUGAAUGUGACGGUUUCCUGCAAUGUUUUGUCACGCUGGGCCCAGCUCGUUAGGAUAUCCAAAUCGCGAAGAAUGGAUUGCAGCUUAAACUAGAACUACGUUAACUAUGGAGAAUUGCGAUGUGACUCAGUCAUGACUGCUCAUGAAUUUUAACUGCCGCUUGCUUUUCUGGAGAUAAUGUGAGUCUUUGGACUGGAGCACGUAAACAAAACUUUUGAAUUAACUUAACAGCCUUGUGACUAUUCUGUUAUUCUCACUUUCUGAUCAAGCAAGACCGUGGUUUCGGUUCUCCACGCGAACCUUAUCAGUUGCCGGGUUGGCUUUGUGCUUAGUUGCUUCUACAAGAGCAACUCUAGUUAUUUGUUCUUUGCUGUUAUUUGUUCUACUCUAGUUAUUUGUUCUGUAAAUUGUGAUUAUGUUGAGUGUUGAUAGCGACUGGCGCGUUUUUGACAGAUGUUGACAGAUUUCCAUGGAAGAGCCAAUCAGAGUUUUGCGUUGUGAGAGCAACGCAUUAGUUCAAAAGCUUGGGCUUAGUCUGUAGUCCCUCAUUUUUCUCUCUCCCCGCCGCGUGUCGCCUUUUCUCGCGUGGGGUGAUUUUCACGCGCGCUCGCGUUUCGCUCGGUCUACUAUCCCUGAGGAAAAAUGGGGAACUACUCGUAGUCUAUUAAAAUUAAUGUCAAAUUUGAAUGUAGUCUGCUUCUUAUAGAAAGUAAAGCUUCUCCAACAGAAAUGUUGCUGAUGUUUUAGCAAAUUAUUUUGUGCUCCUUAACAUGCCUGUCACAGAUGCAACAUUGGUGACAAUUCUUGGGAUGUCUGUUUACUCAACAUAUGCUUAUUUGCCAGCAUAUAUUCACAAUGUCCUCGUCUACCUUGGUUACACUGCAGGAUAG